UGCAGAGGUAAAUCUGCACUCUGUCUUUACAAGUUCACAUGCGUGAUGAAAAGAUAUAAUUCAUUUUUUUUUACGAUUUUCACAUGCUAUGAGCUCAAUCAUGGCAAUGAGAACAAGAUAGCUAUCCAAUAAUCUUUUUUACCGUAUAGAUUUAGUUUCCUGGUAGGUUUAAGAACGCAACAUCUCAUGAAGAUGGCGUCUCGUCAAUCUUGCCUGCACCUUGAGAUAUUUCUUCUGCUGAUUGCCUCCGCGCUCGGUGACUUAUACCUCAGUAACUCAGUGAACCUGUAUGUGGAUGGUUCCAAAGGAAAGGAUGUGGAUUCGUGUGGUGCGCAGAUAGAACCUUGUAAAACUGUACAGUUCGCUGUAGGGAGAAGUCUGCAAACUGCUGCUCGGUCUGCCAUGAUUACCGUGGCUUCUGGGCUGUACACAGGCCAAUCAAUCAGGGUAGAAUGUAAGGACGGGCACCCUGGAGCUUAUGUUAUCCGAGGAGACUCUGCUCAUGAUGUUACCUUGACGUUUUCCUUGGACAUCAGAGAGUGCAAUUUCACAUUCAGCAACAUUUUAUGGACAACCACAAACUCAACGAACGCUCUGCUAAUAAACCCAGUAGCAUCAAUCCUGUCCAUGCAUAACUGCACAUUCCAAAAUAGUCGAUUCAGUAUUGUUAGCUCAGGGUCUGAUCUACAAUUGACUCAUACUAGGACAAGUAACUGCACUGGAUGGAUAGAGGGAUCACCCACUUUUUCUGUAUCCUCCCUUUCAGGAAGGGAUAGCACGGUUUUUAUAAGUGAUUGUAGCUUUGCUCACAACCGUGGAACUAUUCUUUCAGCCAAGGACCUAGAUCAAGUUUUACUUAAAGACAGUUCUUUUACAAACAAUAAGAUUGGGAGCCAAGGAAGUCUCAUUCAAGCAAGUGCUCAAAACGUCACACUGUCAAGCUCCAUAUUCUAUCAGAACACUGGAAGUGUUUUAAAGAUCGCAGUUGUUGGUGUAACAGGAAUGUCAAGCACUAUCUUCAAGGAUAAUGUGGUCCUUGGGGGAUCUUUAAUUGAAGUAACUGACGAAGGUCUUGUUGAUAUUGAUGAUAGUUCAUUUCUUGGUACAUAUGGGACAGCUGUUGCACCUGUGCUUAAUGUUAAAAGUAAAGUCACUAAAGUAGACAUCAAGAGAGGCUAUUUUGGCUGCAACAAAGUGAACAGCAGUAUGCAUGCUCCUCCCAUGAACAGCAAGUUAGAUGAUCAGAUCAGUUGCCAUGACUGCACCACAGACCAAGGAUGUCCUGUGUUCUGCCCUGCAGGAAGUUACCUAAAGCAAUCCAUAUUGUGUGUAUCCUGCCCUAAAGGGACGUAUAGCUCAGGAAAUAAGAUGAAUUUCACAACUCUUGCUUGCAAAAGGUGCCUGCCUGGUCACUUCAAUGCCAAUCCAGGAAGCAGUAGAUGCCAACCCUGCAAGGCUGGUACAUAUACCGGAAAACAUGGAUCAACUGUUUGCACACCUUGUAAAAACGACUUGUUUACAUCAGGCAAGGGACAAGCAAGUUGUUCAAAAAUGUCCACUGGUUGCAUGGUACUCACUGUCUGUGUGUCUGUCCUGAUAGUAGUCCCCCUUAUCUUACUGUUGUGCCAGUGUAGAAAGAAUUCAGCAAAGACCACAUCUUCCUGCACAGGGCUGCAAAACGGCAAAUAUCGACAAAUGCGCGAACCAGGCAAUGUUACUGUACAGGUGGCACAUUGACAAGAGUUUUUCAAUAAAAUUCUAACCAUCCCGAAAGCACAAAAAAAUGUUUUUAUGCCAUUGUAGUAUCUCCACGGGAAGUUUAUUAUCGGAUUUGCCUACAGAAAAGUUUGACUUUUAAAAUAUGACAUACCAGUGUGAUCUAGAAAUCGCUUAUGCUUUAUAGUUUUGUAUACAAAUAGCACAUAUAUUGUGAACCGGUAGUGGACUUUCCGCCGUUUUUUGUUUUAUUUGGGGGUAUGCGUUUGCACCCCCUGCACUUUUCUGGGUACGGGCCUGUGUUUGGUGCGAGGAAGAGAAAGAAAUUGGCUUUGCCAUCACCUCCUAUCAUUCCAUAACACGUUGAGCUGCCACAGAAUCAGGUGGUUGGGUUCUUUCAGAAUCUUAUAUGCAGAUAGAAUAAGAUCAAGAAAAAUCGUUGCAAUUUGCUUCUGGUUUCUUAGAAAGUAAGAGAAAACGCAGAGGGCUUUCACAGGUACAAUCGCAACAAAAUAACCCAUUUGCCACAAGAUUUUGGACCUCAUCACAAGCCUAUUUUUUGUGAGAUUGUUCAUACAUUCUCUGUAUUCACCCACAUUGGCUUAGAUUUUUUUUUCUUGUUUUUUUUUUUUUCUUCACAUAUACUGUAUUUCACCCGAUUUCACAAGAUUUCUGUCCAAGUUGGGUUGACAAUUAUGAUAACUUCCGCUGGCGAAUUUGGUGAAUCCCUCGUAGUUCUCACUUGCUGGGGCUCUUUUUAGUCUUAAAAGACUGUAAUCAUAUUAGAGAGUAGGGCAAAAAUAUAUUUAAUAAACGGUAAGACAUAAUUA
This is a messenger RNA of Nematostella vectensis (starlet sea anemone), 2546 nucleotides long. RefSeq lists its product as uncharacterized. The record is from RefSeq and is a predicted model, not a curated record. NCBI's taxonomy places the organism in Eukaryota, Metazoa, Cnidaria, Anthozoa, Actiniaria, Edwardsiidae. Bases 187 to 1737 code for a protein of 516 amino acids. The transcript is spliced from 7 exons.